Molecule: messenger RNA, 990 nt
Organism: Helobdella robusta
Lineage: Eukaryota; Metazoa; Annelida; Clitellata; Rhynchobdellida; Glossiphoniidae
Exons: 2
Coding region: 1-990 (329 amino acids)
Cellular component (GO): nucleus
Molecular function (GO): DNA binding
Source: RefSeq, a predicted model, not a curated record
AUGGCUUAUCAGCUAGCUGUUAGAAACAAGAUUGACAACAACUGUAAGAUAUCACUUAGAAAACCUGAAGGAACAUCGAUUGCCAGAGCUAUCGGAUUUAACAAGGAGAGUGUAAUGAUGUUUUUUGACCUUCUGGAAGCAGAGUAUGCAAAGCAUCGUUACUUUUCAAAUCGAAUCUUCAAUGUUGAUGAAUCGGGUCUAAGUGUAGUUCAAAGUAAACUUACUAAUGUUAUUGGAAUGAAAGGUAAAAAACAGAUAGGAGCCCUGACUGCAGCCGAAAGGGGAAGGCUUGUAACCAUAAUUGCUUGCAUGAGUGCAGGGGGAAAUUUUGUUCCGCCAAUGAUGUUUUUUCCACGUACCAACUGGACUGACUUAUUGAUGAAAAGGGCACCUCCCGGUGCUAUAGGAAGAUGUCAUCCAUCCGGCUGGGUGCAGUCUCACCUUUUUACAGAAUGGUUUUCCCAUUUUAUUGACCAUACAAAUCCAACUUCUGAGUCUCCAGUUUUACUUGUACUAGAUGGACUCUAUUCUCAUACAAGGAACCUGGAUGUAAUUAUAAAGGCAAAAGAAAACCAUGUAACGAUCAUAUGUUUGCCAUCGCACACAACUCAUAAGCUUCAGCCUUUAGAUAGAACAUUCAUGGGUCCCCUAAAAACCUAUUAUAGUGAAGAGGUUAGACAGGCAUUUAGAACAGAAAAAAGGGGACCACAUCACAAUGCAGCCAUCAGCAAUAAAAAGCAGGUGGAUCAGCAUCAGCUAGGAACAAGUAAACAAUGUCUAAUUUCGGAAAAAAGUGAGAAUAAAGAUGAAACUUCAAGCGAUGAAGAAGAUACCGGAAGUCUUAUCUCAUCCGGGAGCUCCAACACAUUAGAUCUUAUUGGACAGGAAGUUCCAGAAGAUAAUGAUGCAGACUGCUUAUUUUGUGGUGAGAUAAUCAAAACAUCAAAAUCUGGAAAACUUUGGGUGCAAUGUAUGUCUAAAUAUGUCUAA